Molecule: messenger RNA, 370 nt
Organism: Euleptes europaea (tarantolino)
Lineage: Eukaryota; Metazoa; Chordata; Lepidosauria; Squamata; Sphaerodactylidae
Product: transmembrane protein 14C-like
Exons: 4
Coding region: 1-324 (107 amino acids)
Biological process (GO): regulation of heme biosynthetic process
Cellular component (GO): mitochondrial membrane
Source: RefSeq, a predicted model, not a curated record
AUGGCAGUGGACUGGAUUGGCUAUAGCUAUGCAAUUUUAGUGGCCUCAGGUGGGAUAAUUGGAUAUGCAAAAGCAGGCAGCGUCCAGUCUUUAGCUGCUGGACUUCUCUUUGGUGGAUUAGCUGGACUGGGUGCUUACCAACUCUCUCAAGACCCGAAGAAAAUUUGGAUAUCCUUGAUUGCUUCUGGAACUUUAGCUGGCAUUAUGGGCAUGCGCUUCUACAACUCGGGGAAAUUCAUGCCAGCCGGACUGAUCGCUAGUGCCAGCUUGCUGAUGGUUGGGAGGCUUGGACUGAAGAUGUAUGAAAAGCCACACGAGGGAUAAGUGAACAUUCCGUGAGACUUGAAAUUCAGAUAAAAAGACACUUUGU